CGCAUUCCCUUAUCUACCAAUGGAAUGCAACAGCUGCAGCAGCCUGUGAGCGUGUGUGUUUUUGUAUGAGCGUGUUUGUAAAAGGGGGAGGGGGACGGUCAUGGUGGGCCAGCAAGAACCCCCCUGAAAGACCCCCAACUCUCAACCCCCCCCCAACCCACGUUUUCUCUCAGCUGGGAUCCCGAAAGGCAGCUCAACCAAACAUAAGUGUGAGAGACACAGAGAGAGCGAGAGACUCGACAGGGCAGCUCGCUCCGAGCAGACAGAGGGGGAAAACUGGAGAGACUGAGAGAGAAAGAGAGGAGAGCAGAAAGUAAGGGAAGUGGAGCAGGGUCCCUUGGAGGGGGGUUGAAGAGGUGAGCGAAGGGUGAAAGGAAGAGAGGCAAGGGAGAGGGAAAGACAAAGACGGGGAUUGCGAGAGGGAAAUGGCUUCGGAGGAGAGCGCUGGAGGAGCUCGGAAAGCCACCAAGAGCAAACUAUUUGAGUUCCUUGUCCAUGGAGUGCGACCUGGCAUGCCAUCAGGAGCAAGAAUGCCUCACCAGGGUGCACCAAUGGGACCUCCUGGACCACCAUAUGUAGGAAGCCCUGCUGUCCGGCCUGGACUUACCAAUCAGGCCAUGGAGACCAGCCGCAAACGACCUGCUCCUUCCCAGCAGCAGGCUGUACAGAACCGAAACAGGAAGAAGCCUGUGGGAUUUCCUGGACCCAAUGAGAUGCCAGGGAGGCAGAUGGAUAUGAGAGAGGCCCAAUCAGAUCCCACACUUGGAUCAAAUGCCAAGAGGAGGAAGAUGGCUGAUAAGAUCCUUCCACAAAGGAUUCGUGAGCUUGUUCCAGAAUCCCAGGCAUAUAUGGACCUGUUGGCAUUCGAGCGCAAAUUAGACCAGACCAUAAUGCGUAAACGCGUGGACAUCCAAGAGGCACUUAAGAGGCCCAUGAAGCAAAAGCGGAAACUGCGUCUCUACAUUUCCAACACUUUCAACCCUGCCAAGCCUGAUGCAGAGGACUCUGAAGGCAGCAUUGCAUGCUGGGAGCUGCGUGUGGAGGGCAAACUGCUGGAUGAUCCAGGAAAGAUGAAAAGGAAGUUCUCCUCGUUCUUCAAGAGCCUGGUGAUAGAGCUAGACAAAGACCUUUACGGCCCUGAUAACCAUUUGGUAGAGUGGCAUCGUACUCCAACCACCCAGGAGACUGAUGGGUUCCAGGUGAAGAGGCCUGGUGAUGUUAAUGUACGCUGCACUCUGCUGUUAAUGUUGGAUUACCAGCCGCCUCAGUUUAAACUGGAUCCUCGACUGGCUCGUCUACUGGGCAUUCACACACAGACUCGCUCCAGUAUCAUUCAGGCACUCUGGCAGUAUGUCAAAACCAACAAACUGCAGGAUUCCCAUGAUAAAGAGUACAUCAACUGUGAUAAAUACUUCCAGCAGAUCUUUGACUGUCCACGCCUGAAGUUCUCCGAAAUUCCACAGCGCCUCACCAAUCUUCUACUGCCCCCCGACCCUAUUGUCAUCAACCACAUCAUUAGUGUUGAUCCUAAUGAUCAGAAGAAGACGGCGUGCUAUGACAUUGAUGUGGAGGUGGAGGAUCCACUUAAAGCUCAAAUGAGCAGCUUCUUGCUCUCCACAGCCAAUCAGCAAGAGAUUGCCUCCCUGGACAACAAGAUCCAUGAAACUAUUGAGUCCAUUAAUCAGCUGAAAAUCCAGAGAGAUUUCAUGCUCAGCUUCUCCAGAGAUCCCAAAGGCUACAUCCAGGACUGGCUCAAAUCCCAGAGCAGAGAUCUCAAACUUAUGACAGAUGUUGUUGGGAACCCAGAGGAGGAAAGGAGAGCAGAGUUUUAUCAUGAGCCUUGGUCUCAGGAGGCUGUCAGCCGUUACUUUUACUGCAAGAUUCAGCAGCGAAGACAGGAGCUGGAGCAAGCCUUGGCCAUGAGGACCACCUAGAUCCCAGACUGACCACAUUUAGACACCAUUUGUGACAACUUAGUCUAAGCCACAUGAAGAUCUCUGCAUUUCUUUUCCCACAGUGCAUCAGAAUUUGAGUCAUUGUCGUCACUGUGACCUACAAUUUAGAGUACUAUACUGGACCAAUCACACCCUUUUACCCCAAACAGCCCUUGCUGUGUCCUGGAUGACAUGAUUUCACAAUACACAAUUUGGAUUUCUAGUUUUAAAUAUUAUUCAUGUUCACCAGCGUUUUGAACUUAAUUCUAAAGUCUGCAGAGCAGGAUUCAGCCGUAGUCAUGGUUACCUCGAUUGUGAUUCAACCUUCCUUCCUCUGUCAUCAAUUUCUGGUAUUCACACACAUUUUUCUGUGAUUAACAUAGUCUUUUGUUAAGGUAUUGAUGUCUCAUCUAGCCCAUCCGUCAUCAAAUUUUGCUCUCUUUUUUUUUCGUGAGAGGAAGAGGGGUCAUUUAGUUUUAUCAGUGUUGAAAUGGAGUGUCAAUGGUGCUAGGAUAAUGGGUAUGUCCAUUAUUUUACACUUUUAUUCAGAAGUGUAUUUAUUAUGUACGUUAAGGCAGGCAGCUUUUUAAAGAGCAUAUUUCAUAAUUAAAUUAACUGGUGGCUUACAGGGUAUAUGUUAAUCUCUGCUGUCCCUAUCACAAUAUUCAAAUUUAGCUGCAUUAAAGUGAAUAUCGUACACUCACUGAGCACCUUAUUAAGAACACGAUGGUGGUCUUCUGCUGUUGUAGCCCAUCCACCUAAAGGUUCGACAUGCAUUCUGAGAUGCUAUUCUGCUCACUACAAUUGUACAGAGGGGUUAUCUCUGAUAAGAAUUACCGUAGCCUUUCUGUCAGCUCCAACCAGUCUGGCCAUUCUCCAUUGACCUCUCUCUUCAACAAGGCAUUUUCAUCUGCAGAACUGUUGCUCACUGGAAGUUUUUUGUUUUUGGCACCAUUCUGAGUAAACUAUAGAGACUAUUGUGCAUGAAAAUCACAGGAGAUCAACAGUUACAGAAAUACUCAAACCAGCCUGUCUGGCACCAACAAUAAUGCCACGUUCAAAAUAACUGAUAUCACAUUUUUCCCCCAUUCUGAUGGUUGAUGUGAAUAUUAACUGAUGCUCCAUAUCUGCAUGAUUUUAUACAUUACAUUGCUGCUACACGAUUGAUUAUCGCAAAAGUGAGUGUACAUCUGAACAUUGAAGGAUUAAAGGAGGUGGUUUAAAACCAGUAUUUAAGGGGGCCUGGUUAGCUCAGCAAGUAAAGAUGCUGACUACCACACCUGGAGUCGCAUGUUUGAAUCCAGGACAUGCUGAGUGACUCCAGUUAGGCUUCCUAAGCAACCAAUUGGCCCGGUUGCAAGGGAGGGUAGAGUCACAUGGGGUAACCUCCUCAUGGUAGCUUUAAUGUGGUUCUCGCUCUCGGUGGGGCACGUGGUGAGUUGCAUGUAGCGUGAAGCCUCCACAUGCGCUAUGUCUCUGCAAUAAUGCGCUCAACAAGCCACGUGAUAAGAUGCGUGGAUUGACCAUCUCAGAAGUGGAGGCAACUGAUAUUCGUCCUCCGCCACCCAGAUUGAGGCGAGUCACUACGCCACCAUGACAACCUAGAGCGCAUUGGGAAGUGGGCAUGCCAAAUUGGGAAAAGAAGGGGAGGAAAAAAAUAUAUAUUUAAAAGCUGUUGACAUAGUCCAGAUAUGGAGCAUCAGUUAGUUCACAUUGAAGGGAUUUCAGUAAAGUCAGUGUUUUCAAUCUUUCACUUACUUGAAGAAAUGAUAUGAAGUCGCACCGCAUACUAAAUGUAACACUCAGAAAUAAAACAAUUAGCUGAUUCAGCAAUCAGCUAGAUGAAAGUGAGUAUAAUGUAAUAAGUCUUUAAUAAGAUCUUCCUUUAUGCGUCACCAAAAUAUUUUUUACCACCUUUUUAUCAUUUUCUGAGUAUUUAAAUUGUGCAGUUUCAAAAACAUCUCGUGUUUUUCACAGCAUCUUUCUAUUUAAAUGUUUUUGUUUGUUUUUUUGCUUUCAUAUUUUAUGUUUUACCAAAGGUCUAAAAUGCAGCAAAAACAGUGUUCAGACUUUGAUUAGAUAAAGGAUUUGUAAAAAAAAUUGCAUUCAGUAUAUGCCUAUGCAUAACUGUGAAAAAAAUACUUUUUAAUAUUGCUCUAUGACUUUUCAGAGUCUUUGCACUAAAUCAUGGAUCAUAAAUGAGCACUUUGAACUCACUCUUUUUAAUCAUAUGUCACUUAAAUGAGACAAAUGAAGGAUAAACAAGGGGAAUAAAUGUUACAAUGUUGCCAACACUGUACUGCCAUGUGGCAUUAUAGACUAGUUUCAUCAUUGCAGUAUACUCCUGGAUUCUCAUUGGCUCUGGAUAUUGGUCCUGAACCCUCUGAUGGUUCUUUAGUGUCAGAUGGGUGAUGAAUUGUCCAGGUCAAUUAUUUGGGGUUCUUGCAGUCUUGCCUGUGACUCAGCUUCUCAUGGGGAGAGAGGAAUGCUGAUGUCUUUGGGAAUGACCUCUGUGUUGUUACUCAAGAGUAUUUUUUUUUUAGACCUAUGCAUGCUGCAUGGCACAUUUUUAUACUUUCAUACAAGGACAUGAGAACUCUGUUUACUGGGGACUUGAGCAGAAAAGUCCCAAUAUUUAGUUUGUGACCCUCAGUGUUUGGGUCAAGACGCAGCCUCUACAUUCAAUCCUAACAUGUACAGGCCAUUUUAGGUUAUAUGUUGUUUUUUGUUUGUUUAGUUUUUUUAAAAACUUUGCAAUUAAAUUUGUGGAUAAGAGAAGCACACCAAGGAUGUUUACCACAACUACUAGAGUACCAAGCUGUUUUGGCAACAAGUGCACCUCCCAUUGAAUGUCAUGGGUACUACAUGUAUAGUGUCAGCCAUUUUGAACAUUGUAAACUUGAAAUAACAGUUGUAACAAAGUCAUUAUAACAUCUGCCUGUGGUAGCUACUGAGCAAGGUUUUCUAAUGUGUAAAGCAGUCUUUCUCUUGCUCCAAGUGGUCAAGUGUUCACUGCUACUGCCUCACAUGCUUGUUUAGAACCAACUGUCCAUAAAUCAUGUGGUCAGUCACUGCGGCCUUUGUGGCACAGUUAAUGGGAUCUCACUGCCCUCUAGUGCGUCUUUAAGGGAAAAAUCUUUCUCCCAAACAGUCUGGGGACACAAAAAGGUUUGCUCAUUCAGAUCACUGUUCAUUCCAUGCCACACAAGUAUUUAAAUAUUUAAUCUCAGAUUAACAGUUCCUUUAGGUUUUAAGUCUAUUCGAAACCUUCUCUAUAACUAAGUUUCGGUUAUUGUACCAGUUUCCUCUUCGAGUUUGUUCAUAGAAGUACUGCAAAUGGACAUCUGGACAAGUUGGUUUUAAUGAUACACUACUAAAUGUAUUUUUUGGUAACACUACAAUAAGGUUUGGUUUGUUAACAUCAGUUAAUGCAUUAGGUAUCAUGAACUAACAAUGAACAAUAAUUAACAGGGACUAAACUAAAUGUUUUUCAUUUUGGUUUGUUCUGUGCAGAAACUGUAUAUUUUUCCUUCUGGUUCCAGAAUUCUGCUGACUCUUUCCAGCUGGUAAACAUUUAAUGAAAUUAAAGAAUUUAUUUAUUAAAAAGUAAUUGGUAUAAUUUUAAAAACGUACUGUAAUAAACCAUUUAGACUGUGGUUUCAUGAAAAAAUUAACCAGCAGCCAAAAUUACAAAAUACAUUUUCCACUCCAGAACAAUUAAAUUGGACUUCGUUCCCAUUUAUGGUUACAUUCAGCAAAGAUAUUAGUUUAUUUUCAAUAAAAAAAGUUUUUUUACAGCAUUUAUUAAUCUUGGUUAAUGUGCACAAUUGCAUUAUGUAAGUACAAAGAAUUAACUCCUGCAAACAUGUACAAUACAUAAUACAUUUAAAAAAUGUAUUAGUGUCUUCAAAUUAACAUGCAAGUCCUGUGAAAUUCAUUGUUAAUGUUAACUAAUGUAGUUAACUACUGUUACUACAACCUUAUUGUUAAGUGCUACCAUAUUUUUUGUCUCUUGCAGUUUGUACAAGUUUGCUGUCUCACCUUGUUCAACUGUUCACCCAGAUUAGUACGAAGCUACAGAAGUACCUGUAAAAGACAGUGAGUUUGUAAAUAAACAAGCGCUUGCCAAAGUUUGCGAAUGAAACACCAUACUGAGUUUAUUCUCAAGAAGUGUAUUUAUGUGAGUAUGAAAAAGCGAAAAAACUAGAUAGAGUUACACAUGGUUUGAUAAUAAGAUUGUGGUAGUUGAGAAUAAAAGAUUAAUUUCUGCUUUUGAGCCAAUUUUUGUGUGUUUAUUCAUCCGGGAAUUAAAUAAUUCAGCAUUUCUUUUAAUUUUAUGAAAUGCUCUAAUAGGACAGAUUGAACAUUGCAGCAUUGUCCUAAAGUCCAAUAAGAAGAAACUUGUGUUUUUCAUCCAGCACUAGGCCACACCUUCUGCUUUGAAAUAACCUUUCACUACCUCUACUUUUGAUCGGGCAAAAUCAACAGGGUCCCCCUCUGUUCUUGAAAGUACAUGAAAAAAAAAGGAAGGUGGAAAAGAGUGCAGUAAGAAAGAAGACUUUCAAACAUGCAGUCAGAGAGAAUUUACUGUAUUUAUCCACCAUCCCUGUGGAGGAUUACAAGAGGCCCCAUUUCACAUGAAACCAGACAUAUCAGUCUGGUCACUCUAAAUAUAGUGUAGGUAGUGAGUAAAUGAUGAGAGAAUUUUCAUUUUUGGGUGAACUAUCCCUUUAAUCCUUAGCAAUUGUUUAAAGAAUGAAUAAGGGAGAGUUAUUGUUAAAUUAGGCCACUUCUUUGUGUAAAUCAUGAAUUGAGCUAUAAACAAUCUAGAGUUCAUGAAUGGCUGAGGAAAAGCUACUUUAUAAGAAUAUGUAAAAGUGUUAGCUUUAAUUAAUAGCAUUUAAUUUGCAGCAAAAAAAUGGUUUAACAAGCUUUCAUUUCAAAAUGACUGGUAUAUACACCGAUCAGCCACAACAUUAAAACCACCUGCCAAAUAUUGUG
This is a messenger RNA of Xyrauchen texanus (razorback sucker), 6935 nucleotides long. RefSeq names its product SWI/SNF related, matrix associated, actin dependent regulator of chromatin, subfamily d, member 3b (gene smarcd3b). The transcript is spliced from 14 exons. Bases 426 to 1934 code for a protein of 502 amino acids. The record is from RefSeq and is a predicted model, not a curated record. Gene Ontology annotation, cellular component: nucleus; SWI/SNF complex. Gene Ontology annotation, biological process: regulation of transcription by RNA polymerase II. Lineage: Eukaryota; Metazoa; Chordata; Actinopteri; Cypriniformes; Catostomidae.